This is a messenger RNA of Zootoca vivipara (common lizard), 14161 nucleotides long. RefSeq names its product enamelin (gene ENAM). NCBI's taxonomy places the organism in Eukaryota, Metazoa, Chordata, Lepidosauria, Squamata, Lacertidae. Gene Ontology annotation, biological process: positive regulation of enamel mineralization; amelogenesis; ameloblast differentiation. Gene Ontology annotation, molecular function: structural constituent of tooth enamel. Gene Ontology annotation, cellular component: extracellular matrix. The record is from RefSeq and is a predicted model, not a curated record.
CAAAAACAAGUAAUGACUGGGCCGCCUGUAUUUUGUAACUAUAUAUCCAACACUGUAAGUCCUAGACAAAUACACACUACUGUGAAUUCACAGAGCCCUGUUAACAACUGAGACUCAGUGCUUGGAUAGACAUUGGCCCCCUGUGCACUGAACAGCACAACACACUAAAAUUUACAGUUAGGAGGCAUAUUAUGAGCUGUAGAGCACAGAGAAAUAUGGAAAGAUUUGUUCAAGGUGUUUGGAAGGUUUUGAUGAAACCCAUUACAGUUUUAUGAAUGUAACUUCAAAAUGUAUUCCCAGAGGGUGAAAAUAGGGCAGCACCAAAUAGAAAGAAGGAAGGAAGGAAGGAAGGAAGGAAGGAAGGAAGGAAGGAAGGAAGGAAGGAUAUAUUACAACAGGCAUACAACAGGCAUCGACCCUCCAGAUGUUUAAGACUACAACUCUCAUCAUCCCUAGCUAACAGGACCAGUGGUCAGGGGUGAUGGGAGUUGUAGUCCCAAAACAUCUGGAGAGCCGAGUUUGCCUAUGCCUGAAUUUCAAGAAGAACUCAACCAUUUGUAUUCUUGUGUUGCUGAGGAAGACUUCCACUGAAACACGCUGGGCAAGUAACUAUUGAUAUGAUCACAUUUCUCUGAGCAGCGAGAUGUUCCAGAGGUGCUGUUCUAUGUUGUUUUCACAAAUCCAUGCAUCUUUAUGCAAACUUUCCCGUAAUCUACAUCUUUGUGUUCAUUUUGUUGUUGUUGGCGAACUGCACCACAAAAUUCAGAGAGGUGUAGUGUUUGAGGGAUCAUUGUGAUUAGGUUUUGGGAAGUGUGGAAUUGGUAAUUUCACAUUUCAACGUGAACCAAAUUCCUCUUCUCUCCCCCCCCCCAGCUUGAAACUUACUCAAUAUUCCCCCUCAUCUUCAUAUUGAAAGAGAACUUCAGUAGCGAUAAGCAAGCGGCUUUUCAGGUAAGCUUGUCCACCAUUGCUGAUCUUCAUACCAAGAAGUACUGACUGGAUAGCUCAGUUGGUUAGAGCAUUGUGCUGAUAAUGCCAAGGUUGCAGGUUCGAUCCCCGUAUGGGACAGCUGCAUAUUCCUGCAUUGCUGGGGGUUGGACUAGAUGAUUCUCAGGGUCCCUUCCAACUCUUUGAUUCUAUGAAUCCCCUUCCAAGUCAAGGAAUCACCAGAAUGCAUUCUAAAAGUCGCUGGACCAGUCAGCUGAAUAUUAAUACUGACCCACUCCAUAAAUGCCAGACAGCACAUGAUGCUGAUUGUCCAGACCAGUACUCGAAAUCCUUUCCAGCGAAAUGCAAUUCAGCUAUACUUCUUUUCUUUAAAAAAUGCCCGAUGUUUGGUAGUAAAUAUAUGUUGUGAGAACAGAAACAAAGUAAGAGUAAGGAGAAAUAUUCAGACAGCGGUGAAGCAGUGCCAGACCUCUGGACCUAAAAGGAAUAAUCAGGAAAUAUGACGUCUAUCCUGGUUCUGCUGAUGGUUUCUGUAUUCCCCUUUCAUCUUUCAUUACAGUUCAGCACAUUUCUACUUUCAUUUGCUCUUAGAUGGAUAAUUUCAUACCAGGGAAAGCAAGACGAAGGGAGGGCUUUUUUUUUUUUUUGGCCAGGAAAGGUGUGCAAUGCAAAGAGUUUUCAAUGCGCUCAGGGGCUGUUUAUGCAAGGAGAGGGUUGUUGUUUUUACACAUGUAAAAACAAGGCAAAAUGAUACACUGGUAGUACAUUAUCUGUCUAUGGCAGACACUGCAAUCAUAAUUUUACAUUUCUGUCUCUUUUUCCAAAAGAUCAGCAUAAGAAGGCUCACUAUGCAUUUAAAGCACAUCCAGUGCAGAUUUAAAGCAAAUGAUUGCAAAGGUUGCAGUUCAAUCCCCAUAUGGGACAGCUGCAUAUUCCUGUAUUGCAGGGGGUUGGACUAGAUGAUCCUCAGGGUGUCUUCCAACUCUAUAAUUCUAUGAUUCUCCCCUCCACACAAACAUACUCAAAGAAUCCUGGGAGCUGUAGUUGCCCCUCAUAGAGCUACAACUCCCAACACUCCUGAAAAAACUACAGUUCCCAGAAUUCUUUGGGGCAGUCAUGUGCUUUAAAUGGAUAUUACGUGUGCUUUAAAUGUAUAGGGCAGAUCCACACAUAGCCGUACUAGUAUUUGUUAUUGACAGCUGGUUGUUGUUUUUUAUAGUACUGGAAAACUAACAUGAAGUGUAAUAAUGGUAUUUGGCAAUCCCCAGAGGCAUAUGUUAGCCUGUUGAAGCACAGGCAACAAAGAGUCAUGCCUCAGCACUUAAAAAAAACCAAGUAAUUUCUUAUGGCAUGCACCUUUAUAGACGUUACAGGCUGCAGUUUGCAAAAAUGCCAUAGUAAAUCUCAGUGCUUUAAGUUGCCACAAGAUACAUUAGUUUAUUAUAUUUGACAGUACGUACUGAUCACUGCUGGAAUGCAAUAGUGUACAGCAUGCGACAGAAUAUUGUCAGGUGCAUGCACAGAGCACAUAGGGUAUGGCUGCACAUCACCAUCAAAACCAGAAAUCUUAGGGUACAACCCAUUAUACCUGGGAAGUAAUCUAUUUGACCCCAAUGAGGAUUGCUUCUGUAUAGGUUUUGCAUUGUGUUUAAUUACAGGUUUAAGCUGAUGAAUCAAUUAAGUCUGCAUGCAUGUGAGAUAAAAACCAACAGUUCUACAAAGAAAAGCACCUCUUCUUUGCUUUUAAGGUGAUGCACACCAGUUCACAGCAGGCAUCUUCUUAGAUGAGCUAUUGCCUCCUGGUUGAAAUAGAAGAGGACAUUGCCCUUUUCAGGAUAGCACUGGUUGCAGGGCCAGCCCACUCAUGAGGCAAGGUGAGGUGACUGCCUCAGGUGGCAGUAGGAGCACGAGCUCCUGGGGACACCAGCUCCCCAAUGCCCAAAAAGCAUGGAGGCAUAGCGCACAGCCAACCAUGACAGGGCUCCAGUGGCCAGCUCCUUUUCCUCCUCCUGCAGCAGAGGGAAAAGAGUGUUGACACCAGAAGGAGGCUCAGUGAGAGAGGGGAGGGUAGGUCCGGGCGAUGGACAUGAACAAUGGGGGCGACAGAAGGGUUGCUGGGAAGAAGAGAUGGGGUUGGAGUGGGCAAGAGACGGAAUAGGCUGAGUGCCAGAGGACAUUAUAACUAAGAGACGGAUAACACGGUUUUGAUUUGGACUGUUUAAAGAUGCUGGUCAGGUCGUCCGGAGAAGGGCACCCGGGUGAAGGAGGGUGAUCUUUUGUAUUGAGUUAAAAUAAUAAAUGUUUUUUUUUCUGUUAGAAUUUAUUAGAAAUAGAGAUUUGAGGAGAUUUUUAGGGGAAACAGGAAGCUAAAGGGGAUUAUUAUAGAAUUAAAGUGUGGGGAAUAUAAUUGAUGGGAUUUAAUGUAAUUUGAUAUCAUAAGAAUUUAUUUAAGAUAAUUGAAUUAAUGCAAAGAAUUAGAAAAAUUGCCAAAAUGGGAUAUAAUAUGACCUGGGAAGGACGGAACGGGGAAGUCAAAGUUUAAUACAAUGGUUUAUAUUAGAUGUUUAAUUUUUAUAAAAAUUCUUUUUUCUUUUUUCCUGAUAUUUUUUGCUUUUUUUGUAUGUUUUUUUUCUUUUUUCUUCUUCUCUCUUUUUCUCUUUUGUGCUAAAGAUAUAAAGUGGAUGUGAAGAUAUACUGAUUUGAUUUGUAAUGUUGGAAAAUUCAAUAAAUAUUAUUGUAAAAAAAAAACAAAAAGCAUGGAAGCAUAGCGCACAGCCAACCAUGACAGGGCUCCAGUGGCCAGCUCCUUUUCCUCCUCCUGCAGCAGAGGGAAAAGAGUGUUGACACCAGAAGGAGGUGUCACUGGCCAUUGAAGCCACACAGCCACCACAUUUGGCUCCCCUCCCAGCUCCCCCCCCCCACAACACUGGGACAUUGGGACAUCACACGUGUGACAUUGCCACCCCCCCAAUUGCCCUGGCACCUCUGGAUGACAGGAUCCACAGGGGCAGCAGAUUCCGGUGUAGAUCUUCAUUCCCCGCUUGCUCCUGAUCUAGAUCUUCACUCACUCCUUCCCUGGCGAGAGAGGAGGGAUGCCAUUUUGUGGUUCACCUCAGGUGCCAAAAUGUCUUGGGCCAGCCCUAACUGGCUGUGUCUGCAGUUUUUGAAAACGUGAGUUUUAAAAAUAAUUGCAUUAGAAAAACAAAAACCUGCUGACCAAUUAAUCAGAGGUAUGUUUUUAGUAGAUUAAAGUGUUUUUAAUCCAAUGAACUAAUCAAUUAUAUGCCGUAGGGCUGAACUCAUUAUUUACCCAUUGUGAACAGGGACUAUUCCAAAGUCCCUGUUCAUUCAGCAUCCAUCUGUAAUUGCAGAUCCAUCUGUAAUUGCAUACAGCACUGGUGAAAAUCACUUGUUUUUCAUUCAGGAAAAACAAACCAUGAACCCGGGUUUGGACAUACCACCCAGCCAGACCAUGGUUUGUUUCCCAGCAGUGUGGUAGCAGCAGGAGUGGGGCAAGAAGAUAGUGCCCACAAUUUCAGCAGCUUAUGCCACCAUGCUAAAGGUUAUCAUUUAAACCAUUUUCUAUAUAUAUAUAUAAUGUAAACUGGGUAUGUUCCUUCGUCUCCAAUGUUCAACAAAACCGCUUGACCAAUACCGUUGAAAUUGGGACACAAAGUCAAAUGUGACUACCCAAGUGACCCUAUGCCGUUUUCAAAGACAGAUGUGUCACCUACGCCAGGCAAACUCCCCCAAACCCCAUGUUUCAGAACACACAAAUCAUUCAAAAGUGCAUGCUGGGAGCACAAGAGAGAUUCCGCAACAUCGCCCUCUAGCGAUGGCUAUACUGGUACUACAUCUGGAAAAGCUUCACUCUCUACUGUAUCUCGGCUCGGCUACGCAGUCUAGGCCGCUUUCAAGACUAGGCCGAGUGGAGGUGGGGGCUUGCCUAGGUGGGGGCUGGGGGAGGAGGGGGCGGGAUAGGUAAUGGGUCGGAACAGGGUGGGGGGAGUCACAGGGAUACGCCUGUGUAAACAUAACACAUGUAAAACAGGGGCACUCUGAAGGUGAGGGGGGUCUGAAGGAGGACUCUGAGGCUCCAUUUAACAGCCUGAGCCACGGCAAUGCGUGGCAGAGCCAGCUAGUAGUUUAAUAUAACUAUGGUUUAAAGUGAUGCGUGAAUAAGGCCAUUGGGCUGCAUAUGCUUAUAUGGAUGGAUGCACAUAUAGCAGUACAUAUUAUUUACUAUGCCUUACUAGCUUGAUAUGUAAAUUAUUUGAUUUCUGUAAAGCAGUGCUUUCUCAAAGCUUCUUUUUCCCAAUGCAAUUCACGAACCCUCUUUCGAUGCAAGUUUAACUAUUAUUUGAAUAUGGUCAUGUACCUUCUUGAUGUUGCUGUUCCAAGGCUACAUUUCUACAUCCAUUUACCUGGGAGUAGGGAUGGAGGAGAAAUUCAAUCUUGUUUGCAUUGCACAAAAUUUGCAUUUCUCAAGGCAAUACAUGAACCAAAAUGCACCUGUCCCCCAGGUUUUAGCCAUCCUUUGAAAUUUGUACUUCUGUGAAGUUUGCAAUGCAGUUCUCCGGUCAAGUAAUGUGUACACACCAAAAUGUACACACAAGGAUAAUGUGUGCAUAAAAUACAAAUAUUAGAAAAUAACAUACAAAAAUGCAUUAUACAAGGGGAAAUUGGUUGCAAAAAUAUGCACACUAACAAAACUGGCAUACAAAACUGUGUUUAAUAGGAGAAAUUCACACUAAAAUGCUGACAAUUUUUCAUAAAGAUCUGAAAAAUAAAACCUCACAAAGUACUGCAGAAAUAUGAAGAACUCAGUUUAAGAUUAGGAAAAUGAGAAAAUGAGAGAAAGCAGAAAGGACAGCUUUGUCCAUCCCUAUCCAGGAAUAAGCUCCACUGAACCCAAAGGGACUUACUGCUGAGAAGACAUGUAUAGGAUUGCACUGUAAGCUUUUCCUCCCCAUGACUUGUUAUUAAACAUAAUAAGAGACUUUGAGAUUUGGCAGCUCCUGUAAUAACAUAUGCAAGACCUUUUUACAGUAUCAACUGCCUGGCUGAAGCCUAGAGUGACGUCAAAUGUCUCACGAGCACUGAUUGGCUCCAACCUUGCAAAAACAACAUUUAAAUGUUGCCCUACAGGUGAUUUUAGAAUGGAGAGCAAAUUGCUUCGAUUUUCAGUCUUAAGUUGUUUCCCCCCCUCAUCCCAUCUCAGGAUCCCAAGAAUGCUUCCCCACAUUUAAGAGGUAAUUCUAUUUCAUAUGACUAUAUGACUCCCCUUUAUUUUGAUUUUUUUGAAAUUCGGGUUUUGCUUUGCUAAAGAGCAUAAUGGUUGAUUAAUUGAACAAGGAACAACAAGCAAUCAAUGACCGUGUUAUGUAUUAUUUGAUGUGUCAUUUUUUACAUUACUUUGCAAAUACUGUGCAGCAAAAUAGAUAUUGCUUUAGAUUUAAAAUCACCAUAAUAAUCACAGAACAGUCAUAUCAGAGUUAUGUGACAAGUCCCGCUGAUUCCCAUGGGAGAGAUUUAAACAUCCAUCCAUGGGACCUACUAAUUUAGGAAUAAAUCCAAUUGAACUCAGUAGGGCAUACUUCUGUGUAGACAGGCAUAGGUUUGCACUGUAAAUCAAUGUGAACAACAUGCAAUUGGGGCUAUCUAAAAGCGAAAAUUCUCAGGUAUGGCUUUUGCCAUGCUUCUUUUGCUGUAUCAACUUUGUAAAUGUCAGUAAUUCAGCUUUUUAUUUAAACUGCUUGAGAACAAGGAUGGCUGGUGAUGUGAUGUUUCUUGGGAUUUUGUUGUAAUGUAUAUUCCCAAUGUCUAUUGUGUAUGAUGCAAAAUAUUUAGAUUUUUUCCCCACUGUGUUUUGAGAUUUGCAACUGUUUUAAAAUAUUAAUAAAGCUGGUUACUUCUAUCUAUAUGGUACAGUGGUACCUCGGGUUACAAACACCUCGGGUUACAGACUCCGCUAACCUGGAAGUAGUACCUCAGGUUAAGAACUUUACCUCAGAAUGAGAACAGAAAUUGCGCAGCGGUGGCGGGAGGCCUCAUUAGCUAAAGUGGUACCUCAGGUUAAGAACAGUUUCAGGUUAAGAACGGACUUCCAGAAUGAAUUAAGUUCAUAACCAGAGGUACCACUGUAAUGCGUUCAUUUUUUAACCUAAAAGAUGGAGUUGUCCACAGUAGCAGAUCUGAUGUGGACAGAUCUGGGGGUAAAUGUGCAUAAAUGUUAAUCUCUUCUGCGUGAUUUGUAGAUUUUGCAAUGUUCUACUUAGGCAAGAUCUCUUAGGCUCGCAGACCAGAGAGGUGAAACUUCUCCUCCAGCUAUGGACUUAUUUUCUCCUUGGGGCAGGGUGUGGGGUGUGAACAGUGCCAUAUUUACAUAUAAGCUAAACAAGCUAUAGCUUAGGGCCCCACUCUCUUGUCCUUCCAAAUAUACUUCUUCUUAAUUGUAUUUCAGUUCAACAAUUACUUUGAUAAAAUAUAUACAGUGGUAUCUCUACUUACGAAUUUAAUGCGUUCUGAACGCACAUUCAUAAGUAGAAAAAAAUUGUAAGUCGAAUCCCAUAGGAAUGCAUUGGGAGAAAAAAUUCAUAAGUCAAAGCAACCCUAUCUAAAAAUUCGUAAGUAGAAAAAAUCCUAUCUAAACCGCAUCCAAGAUGGCGGGCGGAGCUCCGUUCGUAAGUAGAAACAUUCGUAAGUAGAGGUACCACUGUAUUUUGUUAUGUGCAAAUGGCUUUAGAUACCUAUUACAGUGGGACCUUGGUUUACAACCAUAAUUCGUUCCGGAGGUCCGGUUGUAAACCAAAACAGGUUGUAACCCAAGGCAUGCUUUCACCAAUUGGGCCUCAAAAAGGGGGUGUGUGUAAUAAUAAAAAAGGUUGUAAUCCCCCCAAAAGGGGCACGCACUUCCAGGUUUGACGUGGUUAUCAUCCAAAAUGGUUGCAAUCCAAAACAGUUGGAAACCAAGGUACCACUGUAGGUCUAUAAAUUACCAUAUAGCACAUAUUCAAUACAAAAAAAGUGGCAAUUUGUUGUUGACAAAGGACAGAUGGACGUAUAAAGGACCCCAGUAGCUUAGGGCCUCAUCAAACCUAAAUCCGGCCCUGGGUGUGAGGCAUCAUAACUUCCUGUGCCUCUUCUGGGAAUACAGUGGACGCUCGGGUUGCGAACGUGAUGCUUGUGGGAGGCACGUUCGCAACCCGCAGUGUUUGCAACCCAUGUCUGUGCAUCUGUGCACGCAUGGGUCGUGAUUCGGCACUUCUGCGCAUGCGUAAAGCGUGAUCUAGUGCUUCUGUGCAUGCGCAUGUGCCAAAACCUGGAAGUAACCCGUUCCGGUACUUCUGGGUUUGGCGCUGAGUGCAACCCAAAAAAGCACAACCUGAAGUGGCUGUAACCCAAGCUAUGACUGUAUAUUUAUCAAACACUGUAUAGUCUUAUAUACCUGCUACAUCCAGGUAACAAGUGCAUUUACCUGAAUGGAAUCAAACCAAUGAAAACACAUGGAUCACAUGACACAGACUCAAGAGACUCAGAGUGCCCAGAGUGGCUGGGGCAACCAGUCAGAUGGAUGGGGUACAAAUAAUAACCAUUAUUUGGAGGAGGCAACCAUCAAUUGGCUGAAAAUGCCAUUUCAGAAAGGGUAAAAAGACCCCAAAAAAAUUAAACAAAUUAUGAAAUUAUGAACUGGGUAUCGGCCACUGAAGGCGCCUGGGUGAGAGAGCUUCAGUUGGUCCUCUAGAUGACAACUCCAAGGCAAGAGAAGUGUGUGGUGACAGACGGGCCGCUGUGGAGAUUCGGCUUUCUUGGCAGUCCACUUUAUGGAAUGGGGGAGGGACUUGGGCCACCACCCUCAGCCCUCCUUCCUAUGGCUUAGUUCUGUCAUUACUGGGAUUUUUAAAAAUCUGUAUUGUUGCUUUAUACUGUACUACUAUGUUGCACAUUUUGAAACAGUAUACCACCAUGGGGACAGAAAGGAAAUUCGUAAAUUACUGAUAUAACUAGUAAACAGCCAACCAUGGUUGAAAUGAGUUAUUAUGCUACACACAUAUGAGUUCAGAGCAGCUUAAAAUUGUUUGGGUCAACUCAGCCCGCACUCUAGAAUGUGUGCACUCAUGCAUGAGAGAGUAUGUCUUAUAUGUGGCACAAUAAAGUUAAUUCAGGAGGGAUUCCACACACAUGGGGAAGGAGAUAGAACUACCUAAACCCCUGCCAGGUCCAUGACAGUCAGUGGGGAAAGAGUUGGGUGUAUUCUUUCCCCCCUUCCUUCCCAGUAUAACUUUAUUGACACCCCCCCGUUGCUUUCAGCAGGAGGGAAAAUACCCAUUCCAGCUGCAAGCCAGAGGAGUAAUGGUGGUGUACCUUUCUGCUACCCCAAUGAGGCACUUUCCACUAACAGGGAGGGAAAUUCACAGGAUCAAGUAGCCCCACGGUAGACAGUCUGGAAAGAUACAACUGCUCCCUAAAGCAUUAUUUAGCAGAGCCCUGUUGCAGUGGUGGGGGAACAUCUGGCCCUCCAGAUGUUGUUGCAGCCCCAGCUUGCAUGGCCAAUUGCAUGCUGCAGAGGAAAUUUGGGGCACACAACUCUCGGGGUCUCGCAGGUGGCUCUAACGAGCGCUUUUUGGGGGGCCGUGCUCUCGUGAGAGCCAAAGCGGGACAUCCCAGGAUCCAGUCAGAGACUGGGAUGGCUUCUGUAAUUCUGAGAUGUCCCGUUGAGGGGUAUGUAAUAAGUAAGGGUGGCAGGAAUUGGAGUCCAUCAUCACCUGGAGGUUCACGGCUUCCCCACCCCUGUCCUCAGCAAUUAUAUAAAAAAAUAACUGUCCCACGUUUCUCUCAGGUGUCAUUUGUGGGAUGUCUUCUUACGCAGUGCAGUUCUGAGGCUCCAUGGUAAAGGAGACGACGUUUCCAAGACAUAGUCAACAUCAGGUAUGCCUGGAGCUCUUUGCUGAGGUAUGCCAAAAUCUGUUCCUGCUUCACUUCCAACUAUUCUAUCUUAGAACUAGGCUAUGUCAGUCUUCUGUAACCUGGUGUCUUAAAGGUAAAGGUAAAGGGACCCCUGACCAUUAGGUCCAGUCGUGACCGACUCUGGGGUUGCAGCGCUCAUCUCACUUUAUUGGCCGAGGGAGUCGGUGUACAGCUUCCAGGUCAUGUGGCCAGCAAGACAAAACCGCUUCUGGUGAACCAGAGCAGCACACGGAAAUGCCGUUUACCUUCCCGCUAUGACGUGCUUUCGAACUGCUAGGUUGGCAGGAGCUGGGACCGAGCAACGGGAGCGGGGAUUUGAACCGCUGACCUUCUGAUCAGGAAGCCCUAGGCUCAGUGGUUUUACCCACAGCGCCACCCGCUGUGGUGUCUUACCACCUGGUGUCUUACCAUCUGCCUGUUAGGUAGGUUUGUACUAACAUGCAGGCCACACAAAUUUCUCCUCCAUCCCUAGUCAUGUAACCAGAAUGAAGACUAGGCUGUUGCCUUGCAGUAAAGAACACCUGAAGAUACCCACUCUUGAAAUUCUUACAUGAUAUAAGCAAGCCAGUGUGCUAAAAUGAAUGGCCCAAUACCUCUAUAUGUGAUGGACUGUUGAUUGUGUGUAUGUUUUUUUAUAGGCUGGAAAAGGUGAAGGAUGAAGCUAACCCUCCUGUAUCUUUGCCUCAUGGGCACAGCUUGGGCCGUGUUGCUGCGCAAACCCCGUAAGGCAGGAUUUGGAAGUAAGAGUGAAGAAAUGAUGCAGUUUGGUCCCUAUGGCUACAUGAAUUCACCACAACUGGCUCAUUUGGCAGCUUCGUUAUAUGGCUACCGCUCGGGUUUCCCGCAGAUGUUCCCCCAGCAGCCUAUAUUGCCCCAGCAGAGAUUUUUCCUCUGGCCGCAGCAGACACCAGUGCAUCAAAUCGCCAGGCUGCCCCCACGCAAGCCUCACCAAACUCCAGUGGCCAGGCAGCCAAACAUCAGGCAGCAGCCAAGACCACAGUUAAAACCACAAUUACAGCAGCCACCAAAGCAGCCUCAAAAUACCCACCCUUCUCAGACCCACCAACAAGUGCUGGUUCAUCAACCCCAAAGGGGGAAGCAGCAACAGCCUCAGGCAUUCCCACCACAGCAACAAUAUCCUUGGCAAUAUCCUCAGAUGUUUGGUCAUGGAGGCUUCCAACAGCAACCAUUUGGUCCAUAUCAGGGACGUAUGCCAUUUCGACAGCCACCUGCCAGCAAUGAAGAAGGGACCCCCUAUUAUGGAUAUGGCUACCUUGGGAUGGGAGGCAGACCUCCGUAUUCUGAAGAGAUGCUUGAGCAAGACUUUGAGGAGGCAAAAGAACAUGAAGCCCCGAGCCCAACAGCUGAUCCUGCAACCAACUCAACGGUCUUGGAAACAAAUUCAACCAUCUCUAAUCAACCAAGCCAGGCAGCAAAUGGCACUGCUUCUGGGCUCAGUUCAGUGGGCAAUGGGGCUAAUUCGCCAGGCCUUGAGAGGAACUUGCUCAGUGGAAACGGGAACCCAACACCGUCACCCACGGCUCAUGUGUCAGUAAGAAACGGAGCAACAUGGAAUGGCAUUGAUCCCUCAAGUCAAAGGCCUCCAUCUCCAGAUGUCAAUGCCAUUCAAAGCUUUCCUUCAGGGGCCCAACAACCACCAGGGUAUGGUGCACAUGUCUAUAAGCCCCUACCAGAUAUGGGAGAUACAAGGCACAAUGCUUUGAUUUCUAGAGGAGACCCCUCUACCCAAACUAAAAACCCAACAAAUUCCUUGACUUAUGGAGAAUACUCUAACCACAGAGGCAAUCUCCGGAAUACAAACACCAACCCUCCCUCAAUGAACAAUAGACCUAACUUAUAUGAGCAACAAGGGCAACCCCAUUAUCUUGAAAGGAACCCAUCAGGUCAAAGAGAAAGAGUGCCUUUUCCUAUUUCUGAUCCACAAGGCCAGUGGGAUAAAGUUCCAGUCUACAGGGAUAAUGGUCUAAAUCAUUCCCCAUCUGAAGGCCGUUCCCUGGAUCCACAGUUUAAUACAGUAGGACGCACUGAGGAUGUCUACAUUGAAAGAGAAAACACUGAACGGCAUCAGCCUUCUGGAAUGCACCGAACAAGCACAUUUUCCCACCAGGGAGCAUUCUCAGCCACAAGCAGAACUCCAUUUGAAACAGAAGCCCAGCAGUAUGAGUGGAAGGAGAAGCCCUUUAUUCAUCCAGAUCGUGAAAGAGAACAAUUUCAAUCUUCACAAAACCGGAGGUGGAACAACCAAGAAGAUCCACAGGUCUUCCGAGAUGCUCCUCCCAGGUAUAACUCGAUGUAUUCAUCUGGUUCUUUUCAACGAACGGGACAUGCCGCUUACUCUGAAAGGGAUCUCAAUGGCCAACAAACCUAUUCCUUUUAUCCCAGAGGAUGGGAGGAUAGAGAACAUUCACCCACAACGAGCCCAGCAAACCAAAGAGAAAGUCCACCAUAUUCUCCAGAUUUGCCUUCAAAUCAGAUGCAAAGAAACACCUAUCACAGAAACGUUCUGCAGGAGCGUGAGCCGUAUCCCAGGCAAAACCCAUGGACCCAAGAAAAACAGGUGCUUGACCUUGGCAGAGACUACAGAAACCCUCCAUUCAAUCCAACUCAACACCAUGCAUAUCCAAAAUAUUCUAUGGAGAAUCCAGCCAAUCAAAGAAGUAAGUUGCCAUAUGAGGAAAUUAACCAGUGGACUCCAGAAGAACAUUCUCCAGUUCGUGGCGCAGAACACUUGAAGCAAACAGAAAACACCCCAUAUCGCAUGAACAAUGCAUUCGGACCAAGAGAAAGGAAUUUGGAGAACCGAGCACCACAUUCUCCAUUACAAAGCAGCACUCUCCUCCAAAGCAGACCACAGUAUCCUGAAAGAGAUGUUUGGGUCCCCCAAAUGGUGGACCCAUCUGCUCCAAAAGAAACGUCACCCUACUUUAAUACCUACCCCACAGACUUCAGGAAAAACCCAGCGCAUGCUGAAGACACGGAGGGAGCCAUGCAUGGGAGAAGACAUCAUUCUGACACACUGAGAUACCCAGGUGACUACCCAAGAGAACCCAGAACUGUCACCUCACACAAGACUGCCAGCCACCUGUGCUGUGCAGGUGACUCCCCAGUGCCAAGAGAGAACUUACUGGCACCACUGCAAAGUGCUCCUCGUUUCCAGUUUGCUUCAUGGGAGCAAAAAGGAAGCUCGACAUAUCCAGAGAGCAACCACGCAAAACAUGCCAGGCAUGCCCCCUACCCAGCUGGCAUUCAAUCAAAUCACAGGGAUACAUCUCUGAAGACUGGGGAAACAAAAUCACAGAGAGAAAACUUCGAUGCAUUUGGAGAGGAAAUAGCAGGCCUACAGAAUGGUCCACCAUGCUCCAAAUCGGACCUAAGAAAACAGAAUGAACCUGAAGCCAACUAUGAAACUGGUCUACCUGCACCUAGGAACACACCUUGUUAUGGAAGCAGCAUCCGAGGCGACGGGCACAACGUCCUUGCUUGGAUUGUGGGGGAAAAUCAGUCCAAAAGAGAAUCUGAAAGGGCAGCUUCUAUGAAGUUUGUUCCUGAAAAUGUACCGCCACCACCUCAAGGGAUCAGAAGUGCAGCUCUUGAUGGUGAAGAUGUUAGGAAAGGAGAACGCGCAGCGCUUGGGUUCAAGGGGACUCCAUGCUUUGGAAGCUGGUUAAAGCAAUAUUUAUCCAGCACGGGAGCUCCAUCUGGUGACCAGCAGCACGAUCAGUUUCAUCCAGAUAACCCAUUGCCCACUAGAAAGCCAAACAUCAUGGUGCCACCUGUACCACAGCCAAUCUCUAGUACUAAUCCAUCUCAUGAUACAGAAGAAGCACCAUCGAAAUUCAGAUCCCCGGGAGAAGAAUUGGCUGAGCAAGCAAAGGAAAGGACGCUGGACUGUUUACUGUUCACAAACAAAUGAAAUGCUAAAGAGCCUCCUUUUUUCCAUGUUUGGAAAACAGCAUCUCUAAAAAAUGACAACGGCAUGCUCAUUCAGAGCACAGAUGCAGGAAAAUGGAACAUACAUAAUUGCAUAAUUACAAAGAGAGGGAAAUAACAGCUGAAUUUUGUAGAUAGUUUGUGCAUGUGCAUAAUGUAGGUCAUUUGGUAUUUGGUUUUUCAGACCUCAGCUGGCAUUUCACCCAUCAACAUUCUAACCUUCAACCUUUCUUCUGGUUUUCUGUAGGACUCAACCAAAAUGGGCUCGCAAAACUCUCUAACCUAAGCUUACCAA